Messenger RNA from Dreissena polymorpha, 11055 nucleotides. RefSeq lists its product as uncharacterized. The transcript is spliced from 10 exons. Gene Ontology annotation, molecular function: protein binding. Bases 100 to 2430 code for a protein of 776 amino acids. The record is from RefSeq and is a predicted model, not a curated record. NCBI's taxonomy places the organism in Eukaryota, Metazoa, Mollusca, Bivalvia, Myida, Dreissenidae. Gene Ontology annotation, biological process: signal transduction.
AGACAAGUUAAACAUGUAUGUAUACAGGUAAAUAAAAACAGGUGCCUUAUGAUCUGGCUGGUAGUUUGCGGUGAAGCUCAAUGCCAGUAACAAGUCACCAUGAUGGAAAUGUCAGACCUACUGGAGGUACUGCCUCCAGAUAAAGUGCUCUUCGACGAUAUUGUUUAUGAACAAAUCAAAAGAAAAAUGAAGAAAAUAAGGGUGCAGCUGAAAAUGUGUUGCAGGUCAGAUGGGAAAAUAGUGUUCAACCUUGACAUAAGGGGAGUUUCUCAUAAGGAGCAUCUACAGUUGGAAUUUACAAAGCAGGAGUUGUGCCUGAUGAGAAUGGAAGAAAUUCAAGAAAAUUUAAAGAAGAACUCUGUCUGCCAGUGCUUCAAUAGGAAUUAUUUCCCCUCACUAGUUUAUACACGGCUGUUUAUUCUGAUUUGUUCUGCUGGAGGUGUUGGUGCGGAGGCCAAGUGUGUCAAGAUACCCUUACUACAGCCAGGAAACAUCAACUCUGCAAUGACUCUCAACAAGUUACGACUGUGUAUACAUCAGCAUGUUGCUAAACCAGAGGAGUUGAAGCACUGGCCGGUGCGUUCAGUGCAGCCUGACAGCAUGUACUCAGGCGAGAGGAUGUACCUCUGCCUUACCAAGUUCGCCUUUGUGGUCAUGGUCAACUACCACAUACUGCACUUCCAUCCUUUCUACUCGAGCCUUAUAGCCGUCACCUCCAAUGAAGCAGUCAUGACAGUCACCAUCACAGUCCAGGACAAGUCUUAUGCAGCAUCUCAACGAAACUUCUCUUUGGCCAAGAAGCUAGAAUUCCAGACUGCCAAUUGCGCUGUUGUAGAGAAGAGCUUUCGAGACAUGAUUGACCACUCCAUAGUUUCUGUGCAAGAGCCCUCGUCCCAUUUGAACAUCUUUCACAGCGAACUCAGUGCCAGCUUUACUCUUGGAACAUCUGACAGCAAUAUGAUCAUUCCUCACUCUUUUGACAAUAACAACUCUGGUACCUCUACCAGUAGUAAUGGCCAUGUUGUGAGUUUGUGGAAUGACAACGAACCACUUCCCUCCCCUCAUCAUACAUUUUUAGGUACUACUCACACAAAUGGAAGCGUGUCUAGAAGUGACAGCACUGGGGUGGUUACUAUACACCAUUCUGACACAAGUCUGGUUGCCAGAGGGCCUAACAUGCAGGUUGCUAACAAUGAUGGGAAGUUGAUGAACAGUAGAGAGGAGAAUGUAAGCAAAGUUAAACCUUUGAAUGUUCCCAACAAAUUAGACCUUCCUGGUGCUGUGAAAAACGUUUCCAUGACAACAGACCAAACCUCACCCACAUCAUGUGCGUGGGGACUCUCUGACCCAGGGAGAGGUGCACGCCCUACCAUCUCAUUGCUAAAUUUAGACGGUCUUGUGAGAGACGACUUUGAUAUAAACAGUAUCAAUAUUCAAGAUAAUUUGUUAUAUAGACCAACGUUUUUGUCCAAAGAGGAAGGAUCGUUAUUACCUCUCCCGCCUCCCUGUACAUCCAAUUCACAACCACACGGCAUUUUCAUAAUGCCAUCACAAUUGAAAAGUUUUCAUGACAGCGAUGAUGGUGAAACUGUGCCUAAACUUUUUGAAAGGCAAGGACUUUUACGUUCUCGGAGUUUUGUGGACUUAACAGGUGACACAAGUCCCCAUUUCUAUGUGAAUGUUGCUCAGGAACUGUCUUCAAGGAGUAGCAUACAUGAUGACUCAGUUUUCAUGUAUUACCAUUUCUACUACAACCUGGGACUCGUGUCAUAUGGUCGAAUGAGCAAAAAAAUUAAACGGCAAAAACGGAUUAGCCAUGAGCUGACAGAUGUGGACAUGAAUCUCUUGGAAAAUCAUCAACAUUGGUUUGACAAAGACUUUAAGGAAAGGAAGAAAGACAUUAAGUAUUGCAAAUUGAUGAAUAUUCGGCCGAACACUGAAGUGGAAACUCCUGUGAAACUCGUUAGGGACCCUCAGGCAACUGAAGAGGAUGAUCAUUACUGGACACAGAGUGAGUUGUGUUUCACACUCCAGCUGAUACUGCAGGAGACACAGUCAGGGAUGGCGAUGUUUGAACAGAUUCGUAACUCUCUUGACCUUUCAGCACAUCAGCUGAUGCAGAUACAGACUCUGCUUAGCCUGUACCCUGCGGAAAAUAACUGGCGUGUUCUUGCAGAAUAUGUGGGUCUGACCAUAUCAGACAUCAGCAUAAUAGAACAUUUUUGCUACACAUAUAGAGAACUGGCUGCCAAGGUCAUCAUUGCCUAUUGGAUGAGACAGAGUGGUUGUCAUGGGCAGGUAAACUGCCCUACCUUCUGCCGGGACAGUCUGUCAGAAUUUUUGCAGCAGUAUGAUCGACAAGACGUCCUGACAGUUCUCAGAACGAGUCAUGGUGAGUUGAAUAUGGAGGAUCAAGUUACUCACUUCUAGGGGACUGUUAUUCAACAUUACUGACUGGUUGCAGACACACAGAUUGUAGCUGCCUUUGUGUUUGUCUACAUUUAUUUCUCCAGUGAUUUUUGUUUGUCUUGUGUUGUUUGUGAAUGGGUAUCUGUUUGCAUAAUAGUCUUUGUGCAAUGAUUUCUAUUUUUAUACAAUUGUUUUUCAAGGGAUUUGAUCCAAUGUAUAUUGCUCUUUUGUCCGUUGUAUCAAUAUAGAUUAAAAGAUAUAUAAAAAAGUAAUGCAAAAUAUAAAUUUAAACAUUCAAACCAGUUAUAUACUUUUACAAGCUGUGUUUGUAAUUUCUGUUAUCAAAUCAAUGCAUACACUCCCCAUGUUGUCUUCGAUAUUCAACUUUUUCCUGUUAAGUAUAAUUUUUGUCCCUACUUUUGGCAGUUGUAGUUCAUAAGGAAUGUAUAGAUGUUUGUAGGCCUGUAUUUUAUCAAUUUACUAUUUUCUUUACAAGAAAAAGGUACAUGGCUGCCUCUUUUUUGAUUAUUCCAAGUUUCUCCCAUCCUACAAUACUUGUUUGCUGCCAUGUGACCUGUGUUUUGCUAAAAUGGACCUUAGAGCGUAUUCUAACAGUGAAGCUCCAGGUGUUCUUCUGCAUCCAAAUACUCUGAUGGAGAUCAUGAUGUCCGCUCAUGAGACCACCACCUUGCUUGUACCAGACUGGGUAGCACCUCGCUCAUGAGACCACCACCUUGCUUCUACCAGACUGGGUAGUCCGCUCAUGAGACCACCACCUUGCUUGUACCAGACUGGGUAGUCCGCUCAUGAGACCACCACCUUGCUUGUACCAGACUGGAUGAGACCACCACCUUGCUUGUACCAGACUGGGUCAUGAGACCACCACCUUGCUUGCGCCAGACUGGGUAAUGAGACCACCACCUUGCUUGUGCCAGACUGGGUCAUGAGACCACCACCUUGCUUGUACCAGACUGGGUCAUGAGACCACCACCUUGCUUGUACCAGACUGGCUGAGACCACCACCUUGCUUGUGCCAGACUGGGUCAUGAUACCACCACCUUGCUUGUGCCAGACUGGGUCAUGAGACCACCACCUUGCUUGUGCCAGACUGGGUCAUGAGACCACCACCUUGCUUGUGCCAGACUGGGUCAUGAGACCACCACCUUGCUUGUGCCAGACUGGGUCAUGAGACCACCACCUUGCUUGUGCUAGACUGGGUCAUGAGACCACCACCUUGCUUGUGCCAGACUGGGUCAUGAGACCACUACCUUGCUUGUACCAGACUGGGUAGCCUCAUGAGACCACCACCUUGCUUGUGCCAGACUGGGUAGCACCUGCAUACCUAAUGUGCAGGCUGUAUUGGUGGUACACUGGCCACAUGAGACCACCACCUUGCUUGUACCAGACUGGGUAGCCUCAUGAGACCACCACCUUGCUUGUACCAGACUGGGUAGCCUCAUGAGACCACCACCUUGCUUGUACCAGACUGGGUAGCCUCAUGAGACCACCACCUUGCUUGUACCAGACAGGGUAGCCUCAUGAGACCACCACCUUGCUUGUACCAGACUGGGUAGAAACUCGCUCAUGAGACCACCACCUUGCUUGUACCAGACUGGGUAGUCCGCUCAUGAGACCACCACCUUGCUUGUAUCAGACUGGGAAGUUCGCUCAUGAAACCACCACCUUGCUUGUACCAGACUGGAUGAGACCACCACCUUGCUUGUACCAGACUGGGUAAUGAGACCACCACCUUGCUUUUGCCAGACUGGGUCAUGAGACCACCACCUUGCUUGUGCCAGACUGGGUCAUGAGACCACCACCUUGCUUGUGCCAGACUGGGUCAUGAGACCACCACCUUGCUUGUGCCAGACUGGGUCAUGAGACCACCACAUUGCUUGUACCAGAUUGGAUGAGACCACCACCUUGCUUGUGCCAGACUGGGUCAUGAGACCACCACCUUGCUUGUGCCAGACUGGGUCAUGAGACCACCACCUUGCUUGUGCCAUACUGGGUCAUAAGACCACCACCUUGCUUGUGCCAGACUGGGUCAUGAGACCACCACCUUGCAUGUGCCAGACUGGGUCAUGAGACCACCACCUUGCUUGUGCCAGACUGGGUCAUGAGACCACCACCUUGCUUGUGCCAGACUGGGUCAUGAGACCACCACCUUGCUUGUACCAGACUGGGUAGCCUCAUGAGACCACCACCUUGCUUGUACCAGACUGGGUAGCACCUGCGUACCUAAUGUGCAGGCUGUAUUGGUGGUACACUUGCCACAUGAGACCACCACCUUGCUUGUACCAGACAGGGUAGCCUCAUGACACCACCACCUUGCUUGUACCAGACUGGGUAGCCUCAUGAGACCACCACCUUGCUUGUACCAGACUGGGUAGCCUCAUGAGACCACCACCUUGCUUGUACCAGACUGGGUAGCCUCAUGAGACCACCACCUUGCUUGUACCAGACUGGGUAGCCUCAUGAGACCACCACCUUGCUUGUACCAGACUGGGUAGCCUCAUGAGACCACCACCUUGCUUGUACCAGACUGGGUAGCAGCUGCGUACUGUAUGUGCAGGCUGUAUUGGUGGUACACUGGCCACAUGAGACCACCACCUUGCUUGUACCAGACUGGGUAGCACCUGCGUACCUCAUGUGCAGCUGUAUUGGUGGUACACUGGCCACAUAUUGCAUAAAACCCAUUUUGCAAGACGCUGCUCAUAUUGUUAAAUGCAAUAAUUAAAAAAUGUACAUGUAGGCUUUUAUCUAUUUUAUAAUAUAUUUUUAAAGAUUUCAUAUUGUGAAGAUUUCAGUCUAGUUGUUUUUUUAAUCCAUUAUUAAUGUUGCUAGUGUUUAAAGUGUAUUAAGUUUUAAAGUUUUUAUUUUCAUUUUAAUGUAUAAAGCAGGAUAAAUAUCUUUUAAUUGUAUCUGUAUUAUUCAAUGCCACAAACAACAUUAACUUCUGGUGUAAAUAUAUUGAGUAAAAUAAUUAUUUAGAUAAUUAAACAAUUGUAUAUUCAGUAAGGGUGAUACUUUUGCAGAACAAUUUAACCAAAUACGUCCAAACAUGUAUAAAACAAAAACUCUUUGUGAAUGCAAUGGGUUUCUUUUUGGGAAAAACAGUCUUCUGCAAGUGAAAGUUUUUACUUACUGCAAACUUUGUUUUAUUAUUCUUAUCAUAUUAACAUUAAGAUGAACAAAAAUGAAAACAUGUUUAAAAUGUUUGUUCUGGCAAUAUAACAACUAUUUAUGCUUAAUAACUGUUGUUCUGAUGGAAAUAUUGCGCUGAAAUUUUGUGUUGAUGUUGAUAACAUGGAGACCUAAAAUGGAAUUGCUUUUUAUAGGAUCAGUUGGUCAAGGUCAAGUUCAUUGAAACCUAACAUAGACAAACAGCAAACAGAUGGUUUCCAUUCCAUAACUUUAUAUUGCAUCAACCAAUCUUGAUAAAACUGAGGAUAUAGCAAGCUUGCAUGGAGACAUUGCAUGGGUUUGAAAUUGGGCGUUGUUGGACUAAGUUCAAACUCGCUUUGUAAAAAUAGAAAAAAGGCUUACUCUCAAUGACUUGAGUUGUACUGACAAUUGGGUAGAUAACCCACAAACCUGGCUAGGUAUUGAAUUUUGGCACAGUCAGGACAAGGUCAAGGUUACUUUACUGAAAAUAGAGAAAUGGUUUCCUAUAAAUAUCUUUAGUUUAAAUGCAAAUCUUGCACAGAAAUAAAUGUUUGAAGCGAAAAUCAGGAUUAAAACAUUUCACAACAAUGAUAUCACAACUUUAAGACAAUGAAAACAGGUGUCUUUAUCUGCCAUUUUACCAAUUUUAGUAUUUGCUUACCCACUGCACAAAUAGAAAUACUUUCUUUGAGCAGUUCACUGACUGCAAUGAAAUAACAAUAAGUCAUCUUCAUCAAGGAGAUCAAUGUUGCAGAUCUUUAAAAGGGUUAAAUCUGUUCUAUUUAUUUGUUUCCUACAUGAAGUGGUCUUCAGUGCUUAUAUUGCUUACAUCAAAUUAUCAUCAGGAAUGUCAAUGAUCUUUAACCUUGAGUUCAGUAUUUACUGCAUAUGAAUUUAUACCAACAUAAAAUUAAGUAAAACAAUUAUACAUUAAACAUUCAGUUGAUUAUGACGUGAGCUUUGAUGGAGUUAUUGCACUGAAAUUUUGUGAGAAGGUUGUUUGCAUGGAGACCUAGCUUGGCGUUGCACAAAUAUUUAAAUUAAUAUAUUUGAGUUUUAAAUUCUGGUUUUGUGGUUUUGCCAUAAUUCUCGUCUUUGUUUUUGUAAAUUUAAACAAAUAACACAACUUAGAAAGAAACUUUUGAAUAUCAAAAUACAUAUAAUGCUGUUUUCAUUAUAAUUUUAUUUGAAUUAACUAGAUAAGUUUUACUAACCUUAUUUCAAUUUUUUUUUAACCCGAGCCCAUAAACCUAAGGUACGUGUGUUCAAUUAUUUUCUAAUAUAUUUUUAUCUGCAAUAUAUGAAUAAAAGAUAAUUAUUCAUUCUUUUAACCAUCUGUUUGCAAACCAAAUGCUCACCAAACUCUUUUUUAUAUAUAUUAUACCUGUCAUGUGUUAGUGGUGUUUUUGUUUCUUAAUCGUCUCUUUAUACUCUAAAUAUGUGUUUUUAGCUUUUUGUACAUUAUUGUGCUCAAAAUAUUUAUAUAAAUCCAUUAACUUGUUGUGUUUAUUCUGUGUUGUGUAUACAUUUCUUUUUGAAUGUAUGAUAAUAUAGUUGAUUAGUGCUUUAAACUUGUAAUUUACAUUUUGUAAUGCAAUUUGUAUAUACUCCUGACUGAUUUUAUUGAUUAACUCAGCCAAAGUUUAAUCGAAGACUCACUUUUUAAGAAGUCCACUGCUUGUGAUAAUUUUGAAAAUGUAUGAUUGCAUGUCUGUGUGUUUAAAUUGAUGAAAUGAACUAUUUGUAUGCCCCCAAAGGAGGGCAUAUAGUGAUCCAUCUGUCCGUCUGUCUUUCCAUCACACUUUGCGUGUAGGUUUCGUGUUAAGGUUUUCGAAAAAUGCUCAUAACUUCUAUGUCGCUUCAGAUAGCAACUUGAUAUAUGGCAUUCACGUGUAUCUCAUGGAGCUGCACAUUUUGAGUGGUGAAAGGUCAAAGUUAUCCUUCAUGGUCAAAGGUAAAAUAUAUAGCUUCAAAGCAGCGCAGAAGGAGGCAUUGUGUUUCUGACAAACACAUCUCUUGUUUUAUGUUUAAUCUUAUGACAAGUGACAUUUUUUUUGCUUUAAUAGUUCAUUGAUUAAAUGUGUAGUAAAAUUAGUUUAUCCAUAAUUUCUCCAUAACUAUUUCCUAAGUAAAAUGUGCAAUGCACAUCGAUCCAUGUUUACUUUAUCAAGUUGUCGUAUUGUUAUAUUGUGCUGUACAAUGAAUAAGUAAUAUUUGCAGUGUUUUAUAUUUUUAUGUAGGAACUUUUUUGAACAAUUUUAAGUGGUAUAGUUAAUACAAUAUAGGCAAGCCAGGCCUUUACCACGCCAUAUCAGACUUGUCUGAAAUUUCAUGAUGUAAUAAGUCACUACCAUAGAUUAUCAACAUACAUUUAUUUUAUGCUAUCCGGUGGUUUAUAGAGAAAAAUCAAUGAAUUAAAACUGAUAAUUUCACUGUUUCAAGUAGUGAACAUUAUCAGUGAAAAUUAUUGAUAAUUUUCACUGUUAACUGUGAAAUGACGUCAUUUUUUGACGAAAUGACGUCAUUAUCCCAGCGCAAUUCUUUAGUUAAACUCUUUAACAAUGUAUAUAAACUGUGUAAAAAAAGCAUAAAAAUAAAAAGAAAAUGUGUUGAAUUUGGUGGAAUAUUGAUUUUAAAUCACUCGUGAUCAUAGAAAAAAUAUAUUUUCACUUGUGGCUGCGCAACUGGUGAAAAUAUUAUUUUCUAUGAUCACGUGUAAAUUAAUAUUGAUAAUCCACCGAAUCCAACAAAUAUCCUCUAUGUAAUGUUGUUGACUUUGUCAAGAUUGUGAUAGCAAUCAUUUGUGUGUGUUUUUUAGUAUGCAAUUUUUAUUAAAAGUGAUGACUAGAUAAUUCAAAACACCGAUAUUUUAUGGUAUGUUUUAUUUAUGAGGUACAAUUUUGUAAUAGUAUUUCGUGUGGUUUCAGAAGAAUAAUAUCUGCACAAUUUAUUGUAAAGGCAUAUGACAUAAGUGGCCAAAGACCCUGCUCAAUGGCUCUCUAUUUCAUAUGAUUGUACCAUCAAAUUUGAUGUUAUGGUUGUACCUUCAAAUUUGAUGUUAUGGUAUAUGUUUUGUUCCGCGUAUGUACAUGUAUGAGGUAGUAAGACUGUGUAAUCCAUUAUUUAUUUCCUUUGUGAUUUGAUUGGUUAUUCAUACAAAAUCCUUUACAAUUUUCAAUUUUAAAAUGUGUCUUCAUGUUCGUUAGUUACUUUAUUUUGUCUUGUGCAUAUGUGUCGUCUUUCAGUUCAAUAUUUACCAAGCUUACACAUGCGUUUUGCAUGACUGCUAAUAUUUGCACAUUUUUCGUACAGGCUGGCUUGUACCAUUUAUAUUCAGAGAUAUAACCAGCUUACUUGAUUUUGCAGAUUUUAUUUGUCUUUAGCAAACGUUUAUACACUUGAAAUGAUAAAAUCUUUACCAUAUUGUUAGGUUUAAAUUGUUUUAAUAUUUAUGUCUAGUUAAAUGCUUUACAAAAUUUAUAAUAUGCUUUACAAAAUUUAUAAUAUCAUGUUGAAGAAUCUCUAUUUUAUUAUAACAAUUAUACAUACAUUUGUUAUUAUUUUCUAUUAUAAAAAAUAUUAUUGCAAUUUAAAGGUAUUCAACGAAAAUAUAAGCCUUGUGCCAAGCAUUGAUUUGAAAGCUUUUUUAUGGACAAUUACACUUAAUAAAUGGUUUGCGUUUAAUAGCAAAAAAAAAUGUUAAUGCUUGGAAUGCAAAAUCUAUUAACCGGUUAAGUUUUUAACCCUUUAGAAAUGACAUUAGUUAUGCAUUUAUGUAAUAUGUUGAAUUGAAGUAUGUAACAGUAGUUUGUGUAACUUAAUAUCCCUGUUUAUAUCAUUGAUAGUUUAUUUUAUCAAAGUCUAAUGAAAUCACUAGAAAACAUAGCAUGUAUAAUCAAGUGCCUUUGGAUGAUUAUUCUAGAAUAUAUAACAUGUAAAUAUCACUGGCUUAAUGGAAUCAGUCUUAUAACAGUAUCAGAGUUGGACAUAUCUGUGUAACGUGUUGAUUUUAGUGUUUGUUUUGUUUCAGUGUAAAGCGUAUGUUUUAGCAAGUUAAUGUUUUGUCUUUAUCUGUGCAUAAUUAUCUUGUUGUUUUGACAUGUCAUGUUGUUAUCCUUAUUUCAACAUGAUACCGAACGUUUGCAAUGAUAAAUUUCAUGCCUUUAAAUUAAGCAUUUUGUAAGAUUUUGAUUAUAUUUUGGCAGUGUAAAAAGCCUUAACUGUAGUAAAGUGAUGUUAAUUUAAACAUACUGUUUAGUUGUUAUUAAAGUAUUAUGUUUUUAAUGUUAGUGCUCGUAGUGGGUCACAAUUAGAAAAGGGAUAUACAGUACAUUAUUUAGGCAAUUCUCAGUAAAGCUACAUGGUCAAUAUAUUUUGCAAUUAAACAGACAGAAAUAUUAAAGAAUGUUUAUUUAGUGGUUGUUUGUUGUUGUCUAAUUGAUCCAAAAGCUUGAAUUAUGAACAUACACAAAAUGCAUAUGGAUUCUAACAUUGCACAACCAGAGGAAUUCCUAACAGUGAUUCUUUUAUCGUUCUUUUAAACCACGAUAUGGAGCAUUUAAUAUUGAAGUACUGACGAGUAAUAAUGAAGUACUGACGAGUAAUAAUGAAGUACUGACGAGUAAUAAUGAAUACUGACGAGUAAUACUGAAGUACUGACGAGUAAUAAUGAAGUACUGACGAGUAAUAAUGAAUACUGACGAGUAAUAAUGAAGUACUGACGAGUAAUAAUGAAGUACUGACGAGUAAUAAUGAAGUACUGACGAGUAAUAAUGAAGUACUGACGAGUAUUCUUAAGCAGCUUGAGCUGAAGAACUGGAUGAGAAAACCGAACAAGCAGGAUUUGCAUUUUGAACUUUGUUGCGUUUGUGAUGUGGGUCGUUUGAUAUUUUUGCAGAAGAAACUCGAACAUUGAUUAUUUUAUCUUGCUUCUUUUCUCUUGCUAUGACGUAUAUGUGAUGUGAAAGUUGUUUGCAAUUAAUAGCUGCAAGAAGCAUCGUGAACACAAUUGUGUAGUAUAAUUAGAUGUGUUGCUUUGUUCCAUAUAUAACAAACAUAUUAGCUCAGAAAUUAUUGACAUUCUAAUUCUCAUAUUUGAUUUUUGUGAAUUGUGAAUGUUAAAAUAAGAUUUUCAACCAUGCAAGUUUAACAUGCGCAUUACUGCUGAAUGUUAACUGUUAAGCUUGUUGAACUUAUAUGUACAUCAUUUGUUUAACCAUGACUUUUCCUAAUGAUUUCAUGAUUUAUUUCACGCAUGUUAUUCGUUUAUACUAUUUGCGUGUUUCCUCGUCAAAACUUUUGUUCAUCCCUGAAAGCUUUUUAAACCUCUGAUCCAGAUCGCACCAUUUGUUAAUUUUCAAGUAAACCCUUAUGUAACAAGCUUAAAUUGGGUUUGGCUUAAAGCCCCAUAGGCAUAAACACUCAAGAUCAACAAAUAUUUCGUAAACAUUUCGAAAAAUAAAGUUUACAAAUACAAAA